Messenger RNA from Topomyia yanbarensis, 2203 nucleotides. RefSeq names its product very long-chain specific acyl-CoA dehydrogenase, mitochondrial-like. The record is from RefSeq and is a predicted model, not a curated record. Gene Ontology annotation, molecular function: flavin adenine dinucleotide binding; fatty-acyl-CoA binding; very-long-chain fatty acyl-CoA dehydrogenase activity. NCBI's taxonomy places the organism in Eukaryota, Metazoa, Arthropoda, Insecta, Diptera, Culicidae. The coding region runs from base 91 to 1980 and encodes 629 amino acids. The transcript has 5 exons.
UUGAAAUACACGAAUAUCAAAGUCGCAGCGUUCAAGUGUCACGUGGUACCUCUGAGCAAAGUUUAUUCAACAGUUUGUAGAAUUUCCAACAUGCUUCUAUCGGUUACAAAAAUCACCAAUCGGAAUGGCCAACAGUUGAUGCGUUUCGUUUCGGUUAGAUGUCUCUCCACUGCAACGAAAGCUGCUCCUGUACCCACCGAAAAAUCGCCUCAACCCAAGCAAUGCCAAUCGUUCAUGAUGAACUUAUUCAGCGGCCAGCUACAGACCUCGCAACUCUUUCCGUACCCAGAUGUGCUGAACGAGGAACACAAGGAAUAUGCGCAGGCUGUCAUCGGACCAGUUAAUCGAUUUUUCCAAGAAGUCAACGACCACAUCCGAAAUGAUGAGACGUCCAACCUGGACAAGAAAACCAUGGACGCCAUUUGGCAUUUGGGCAUAAUGGGGAAUGCAAUACCGGUAGAGUAUGGUGGUUUAGGUCUUACCAAUGUUGUUGCAUCUCGCCUGGGUGACAUCAGCGGAGGAAAUGAUCUGGCCCUAACCAUAGCGAUAGGAGCUCAUCAGUCGAUUGGAACCAAGGGAAUACUGUUGUUUGGAACCGAACAGCAGAAGGCAAAAUAUCUCCCACAACUUAGCAGUGGUGGUGUGAUCGGAGCGUUUGCUUUAACUGAACCGUCGGUUGGUUCGGAUGCCGCGUCGGUGAAAACCAAAGCGGUUCUGAGUCCUUGCGGGAAAUAUUACAUUCUGAAUGGAUCCAAACUGUGGUGCACCGGAGGUGGAGUUGCCGGUAUAUUCACGACGUUUGCUCAAACUGAGGUGAUUGAUCCUAAGACUGGUGAAAAGAAAGAGAAAAUGACCGCGUUCAUAGUUGAGCGUGGAUUCCAUGGAGUGUCCACGGGACCACCGGAGAAGAAGAUGGGACUGAAGUGUUCUAUCACAACAGAUGUUUACUUCGAUGAUGUUAAGGUUCCCGUAGAGAACGUACUUGGUGAGGUAGGAAACGGAUUCAAGGUCGCGGUGAAUAUUCUGAAUGCUGGUAGAUAUGGACUGUGUGCGAUGUUGACGGGAACCAUGCGAUCUUGUAUCGAGAAAGCAGCGGAACAUGUUACCACACGGGUUCAGUUUAAACGGAAGCUUGAAGAAUUCGAAAACGUGCAGGAAAAACUUGCUAAAAUGGCAAUGCAUCACUAUGUGGCUCAGACUCUUACCUACAUGGUUGCUGGAAAUAUGGACCGGGGAUCGCAGGAUUACCACUUGGAAGCUGCUAUUACUAAAGUGUUUGGUACGGAAGCCGGCUGGUACGUUUGCGAUGAAGCCAUCCAGCUGCUUGGUGGGAAUGGUUAUAUGCAAGCCCCCGGAUUGGAGCAGUUCAUGCGAGACAUGCGGGUGUUCCGGAUAUUCGAAGGCGCUAAUGACGUACUGAGGAUGUUCAUCGCAUUGACCGGUAUUCAAAGUGCAGGCAAACAACUGAAGGGACUCCAGCAGGCGCUGAAAAAUCCAUUGAUGAAUUUGGGAACGGUUUUGCAGGAGGGUACUAAACGGGUGGCACGUACCGUUGGCACCAACAAGACCGACCUAGGAGGGUUUGUUGCCGAACCGCUGAAGGAAGCGGCGAAAUUGUGUAGUCAGAGCAUCGACCUCUUCAGUCAUACCAUUGAGUCUGUGCUAGUCAAACACGGCAAAGGCAUCGUGGAGCGACAGUUCAUCCUGGCCCGCAUUGCAGACUGCGCCGUCGACAUCUACACCAUGGCCUGUGUGCUGUCUCGCGCAACUCGAGCCAUUCGAAAGGGACUACCGUCGGCGGAACAUGAAACUCUUAUGGCUCAAGCGUGGUGUGUUGAGGCCAACUAUCGGGUACAGCAGAACAUCGAACGCAUACACUCGAGGACGUUUCAAGAUAACUACAGCAGGAUGAGGCAGAUAGCUAAAAAUAUCACCACACACCAGGGGCCAGCACAUACUAAUCCAUUGGAGAUAGAUUAGAUACGAUCUUGUGAAUGCAAUCUGAUAGCAUGACUUGGAUAAAAAACUGAUUUCUGUAAGAAAGCUAAGAUAUGGAUAUUAGAGAUGGUCGGGUUCGGGUUUUUGGACCCGAAACCCGGACCCGACCCGAACCCCACGGGUUUCGGGUCGGGUUCGGGUUUUGUAAAUAUAAGCUUCUCGGGUUCGGGUCGGGUUCCGGGUUUUCAAAUUUGAAAUUCUCGGG